AUAUUUAUUACCACCCUAUAGAUAGAGGGAUAUUUAUAACAAACUACUUUUUGAAUCAAAAUACUUUAAGUAACUAACUUACAAAUUAAUACUCGGAACAUCUGAUAACUGCAACCCUAACCUUACUUUCAAUAAAAUUUAUUGAACCUUCUUGUUUGUGAUCUUGGAGCAAAUGAAUUCAAUUAUUUUACAAAUUCCAACAUGAGGAACACUUUUAUUUUACCUGAAUUAGAUUCAUUACUUGAUCUACCAAAUAUAACAUCCAAAGUAGUGGUAAUUUCCAUAAUAGGUAAAAGUGCUUGCAAUGCAUUAUUACUAAAAACUAAAUGUAUAGGAAAAGCCUUUUCAAGCAAAACCAAAAAGUGUUCGAUUGAAGGCUGGUAUGAUGAAGAAAAUCAAAUCAUUUAUCUCCAUUUAAUUAGUUUACUGGAUACUGACUGUUUAAUCGAAUGUUAUGAUGCAAUUAGGGAAAAAGUUGAGAGAGAAAAGAACUGCAAUGAUUUUCUAGCCAUCAAUGAUGAGAUUAAAAGUACAUUCGCUAGAUAUUUACAUUUAUUGCUUUAUAUAAGUCAUAUUAUUAUAUUGUCACAUCCUGGGUCAACUUUGGAUACUAAUUAUAUUCAAUAUUUUAAAGCAAUUGAAGUACUAAGCCAGAAAAUGUACAUGAAGAUUACAGAUGAACUGAGGAAUUAUGAGGAAAUUGGACAAGAUUGGAUUGACAAUGGCAGAUUGUGUACACCCAGAUUAAUCUUUUACUUUGAAAGAAGUCCAAGGAAUGUUAGAAACAUUAAAAAACUUGAACACAAUCUCGAGGACAAAAUUUACCACAUACUCAAAAAAACCAGAAUUGUCAGUAAUUCAGGGGCAUCUUUAUUUGCAAUUCCAUUAAAUGAGGAGUUUGUGUUCAUGUCAACUGAAGAACCCUUAGACCCAUUGGGUGAUGCAGUCAGGGGUUUAAUUUUAGAUUGUCAGCCAGGAGGAGCCAUGCAGGUCACACCACCCUUUUCCACUCAAUCAAAUUCAGAUAGAUCUUUUGAGAAGUUUCUUAAAGUGCACAUUGAUCAGGCCAGGCACAAAGGCUUUGAUGAUGUCAUUAGUUCCACUAGGCACCAGCCACAACAACCCAUUCACUUUGAGUUGCCCACUCUAAAAAACUGGAUCACUGUGACUACAGCCCUCUUCAAUCUGGUAAUCGAAUCCGCCUCCGUGUCAGCCCUGUGCACCGACACUCGCUUCUCCGAACAGAGAUGCAAAAAGGUCCUACCACUGGCGUUGGCCCGCUACCAGGAAGGUCUGCCGACCCACUACGCUCGUGGUGAACACGUAGCAAGACUCGCCAUCGCUCAGGCUUUGUUCCGGGCCCAAGCUAGGGGCCCUGUGUUCGAUCAGUUCGCCGCCCAGUUGGAGUUGGACUGCCAGAAGCACUGGGAAAACGGCAGGCAACAGUGCGAGGCCGCUUCGAUGACGGGCAAUCCUUGUAAACUGCCCAAACAUUCCUCUGAUCAGGAACACAUGAGCGGUUUCGUUUACAAGGCAAUAUGUGACUGUGGGAGAAAGAUAGGCCCCAGGGAUGACCCUUACACAGCAAAACAAGCAAAUUACCAGUUCUAUCAACAACUCAGUAAGGAGUGUCAGUGCUCGAAGUUGGAGAGGAUAACAUUCCCGAUAUUUCAACCCUCAAUUAAGGAGUACAAGGCUGCCACUCUGACUGAAACUGAGGACUCACUGUCGGUCUUGUCGGACAGAAGCGGCGAGUUGACGCCGGACAACGAAGGAGGGCUGAUCAGACAACCAAGCACGACGGAAUACCUCCCAGGAAUGUUGACUCUGGCUUCUCCGCCUGGUCUUUUGCCGGUUUUUUCGAGUUGGUCUUUGGUUUGUCUCGGGGCGUCCUCGCUUUACAGUCACAACUUGGGACUCUCCGAUAACCAUCAGCCUGGUUUUCUUAGCUCCACGAAUUACCUUUUGCCUUGGGACGUGACCGUUUAUUCCAAGGCGAAAAAUACUUGGGCCAACAUGAAUAAGUACUCGACCAGAGGAAGACGUGGCAGACCAACUGGGAAUAUGCCCCAGUUUACUGUCAAAGUGUUCAUUGGUGUCGAGUACGAAUGUUCCUCCGGUCAUAGAUUUAUGUUGGCGGCUCCGGACAAGGUGUUAAAGGCAACUCCUGGAAGCAUAGUAAAAGAUACUGGGCAAAAAAUCGCUGACUCUGACAUGCCUUUGUAUUUCCCCUGCGCCUGUCGUGCAGGGAAAUACGCCCAAUUGAUGAGAUUGCACGUUGUCACUCCCAAAGCACCCGUUUAUUGUACACUAAAUCCAAAGGUACAACCGGCUCCUGGGGCUCCAAUUUUUAUAAGCAACACUGAUGGACCUUCAAAACUGUCUCAGUCUUCUUAUUGGGUGAUGAGAUUGCCUUAUGUUUAUGUGGCUGAUAAGGAAUAUUAUCCUCAACACUUAUCAGGAAGAUUAUUACAAGGAGUAUUUGGUGUCACGGAAGUAGAAUAAUAAAUAUUUACUAUUGUGUAUUUAAUAAAUUUAAUUAUUUAA
Messenger RNA from Aethina tumida (small hive beetle), 2547 nucleotides. Its product is annotated as nonsense-mediated mRNA decay factor SMG8. The transcript is spliced from 8 exons. Gene Ontology annotation, biological process: nuclear-transcribed mRNA catabolic process, nonsense-mediated decay. Bases 202 to 2505 code for a protein of 767 amino acids. The record is from RefSeq and is a predicted model, not a curated record. NCBI's taxonomy places the organism in Eukaryota, Metazoa, Arthropoda, Insecta, Coleoptera, Nitidulidae.